This is a messenger RNA of Exophiala oligosperma, 474 nucleotides long. RefSeq lists its product as uncharacterized. The transcript has 2 exons. Bases 1 to 474 code for a protein of 157 amino acids. The record is from RefSeq and is a predicted model, not a curated record. NCBI's taxonomy places the organism in Eukaryota, Fungi, Ascomycota, Eurotiomycetes, Chaetothyriales, Herpotrichiellaceae.
AUGGCCUCGAGGCUAUUCACUCCAAUAUAUCUCGUUGAUCGCGACCGGCUAUUUGAAGAGAUGCGCAAACGACCUGCGCGGGUUUCCGAUUCUUCCCUCGCAGGUUAUCUCAACCUACGGGAUACCCACGAACUCUUGGAAACCGUCGAAACUCUCCUAGAAGAAAAGCGUGGAUUUGUCGUGGGCGGGUGCAAGUUAUCGUCGACCUUCCGUAAGGAGGCACAACCUUAUCGACUUGGCGCCGGCGAUGAAGAGGUCUCGAACCAGCGUCCAGUGCCAUUUCCCCUGCCACACUCCACUCCUUCAUUCAAACUCCGCCACACCCUUAUCGACAAGCUCAAGGCACAUCAGAUCGAGGGUGUCAACUUUCUCUGGAGUAAGACCGCUUCACAGUCGACGGAGAAGUCUGGAACUUUGCACGGCGACGACAAGGGGCUGGGAAAGACCGUCCACCGGUCGUCGCUUUCCUUCUGA